Actinia tenebrosa (Australian red waratah sea anemone) is the source of this 2752-nucleotide messenger RNA. RefSeq lists its product as uncharacterized. Gene Ontology annotation, cellular component: nucleoplasm. Gene Ontology annotation, molecular function: RNA binding. The record is from RefSeq and is a predicted model, not a curated record. NCBI's taxonomy places the organism in Eukaryota, Metazoa, Cnidaria, Anthozoa, Actiniaria, Actiniidae.
CCAAAGAAAAGCUGCAUGUGUUUUGUUGAAGAAGGAAGAUUUUAGUCCAAAAAAAUCUCUUGAAAAAAUGACAGUGAGCGAAGGAGCCCUCUCUACGAGGGUUAUACAAGUAACAAACGUUGCUCCUAACGCUACAACUGACCAAAUGAGGAUUUUAUUUGGCUUUCUUGGCGAGAUUGAAGACUUGAAACUUUUCCCAGAGUACUCUGCCAUUCCAGUUCAGUCRCGGGUCUGUUUCGUGAAGUUUAAAGAGCCGUCAAGUACAGAUAUUGCACAACACCUCACCAACACUGUGUUUAUUGACAAGCAUCUGAUUAUCAUUCCAAUACCUGAAGAUUCUUUGACCAGACCAGAGAUGAUUGGAGAUGUUUCUACUGAAGGAACCUUGAUACCUCUACCUCACAUGGCACCGCAGAUUAUCACUACUGGUGGAACGACUAUUACUGUCCCAGCCUCAAUGCCGCAACCUCCUCCGUUGACUGAUGUCRCAGACUCUCACAAGUUGGAAGAAAUUCGCAGGACUGUAUUUGUCAGCAACAUGGACAAGAGUAUUUCUGCUGAGCAGCUUCUAUCUUUCUUUUCUGCCUGUGGAGAAGUCAAGUUUAUAAGACUCUUUGAAGAAGAAUCUGAGGAAACAAAGUGUGCCUACCUUGAGUUUACAGAGUCAUCGUCUGUUCUCACAGCACUACAGUACAACAGUGUCUAUUUUGGUGGCCGUCAACUCAAAGUGAGUUAUUCCAAGCAUGCUAUUGUCAAGCCAGCAUCAAAGUAUGACAAGGAUAAAAACGACAGCGACAGAGGUUCAAGGAGAGAUCGCAGAAGUAGAAGCAGAUCCCGUUCAAGGUCAAGAAAGAAAACAAAGUCACGUUCUCCUUCUCGCAGACGCCGAACACGAUCACCAUCCUGGUCGAAAUCAAGAGGGCGUGGCAGAUCACGCUCGAGAUCUUGGGACAAGAGUAGAGACUCGUUCAGAGACCGAAGAAGGCGAUCACGUGAAAGGUCCUUGUCACGUGAUAGGAGCAGACGUUCAAGAAGCAGGGAAAGACGUCGGCCCCCUCCACGCUCCCCUGACAGAUCACGUGACAGAUCACGUGACAGAUCUCGAGACUAUGGGAAAAAAUCUAGGGAUCGAUCCCGAGAGAGAUCCCGCGAUAAAAGUCGUAGGUCGAAAGAGAAAUCCCGCGAGAGGUCCCGCGAAAAAUCAAAGGAAAAGUCUCCCGUAAGGUCCCGUGAGAGAUCCCGCGAUAAAUCUCGCAGGUCUAGAGAGAGAUCCCGCGAAAAAUCAAAAGAAAAGUCUCCCGUAAGGACCCGUGAGAGAUCCCGCGAUAGGUCACGCUCGAGGUCGGUGGAGAAAUCACGUGGUAGUCGAUCAAGGGGGAAGCCUCGUGAUAGGUCGAGGGAGAGAUCACGUGACAGGUCAAGAGAAAAGUCGACAGAAAAAUCAGCUGACAAGACCGAAGACGCGGCUGAAGAAGAGCCGGAAAAAAGUGCCAACAGGUCUGAUAAUGACAUGGACUUGGACGAAGACAGGCCAAGAAAGUCGAAAGAAAAGGACCGCGAACGAGAAAAGAGCCGUGAAAAAACUAGAGACAAGGAUCGUGACCGUGACAGGGAGCGUGACAGAGAUCGCGACCGUGACCGUGAUAAGGAUCGUAAAGAUCGUGACAAGGAUCGCCACCGUGAUAAGCGUGACCGUGAUCGUGACAGAGACCGUGAGCGUGACAUUGACUUAGAUCGUAAGCGAAGAUCAAGUCGUUCGCCGUCUGAAUCUCCAAGGCGCUCAAGACACCACAAGAGAAAGAAGGAGAAAAAGAGCAAAGACAAAGAAAGACGACGAAGAACAAGUGACUUUGAAGACAGUGAGGCCGAAAAAGUGAGUGACAAUGACAUGGAAAAUAAGACAAAAAAGAAAGGCCAUAGCAGCGAUGAAGAUCGAAGUGACCACGACUCUGAGUAUGAAAAAAGCAAGAAGAAAACCACCCAAGAAGCGACAAGCGAUGAUGACGAAGAAACGCCACGCAAGAAGAAGAAACGCAGCUACAAGAAAAAACCUGUUAGCGCCGGCGACUGCUACUCUGAUAGCAACUGAUUGGAUGGCUUUUUGACCAAUCACAUCUAGCAUGUUCCUAAAUCCCCCAACGAUGGUUAUCGAGGAAUGGAUAAGAUCUUCAUUUACUACUCUUCCCACUAGACCCAGACAGUGCUUUUUUUAUCGCGUUCGUAGCGUCUUUUAUGUGAUCCAGAAGUACAUUUCAAAUCGGCCACGUGAUGCCAAUGUUGUACCACGUGGACAAGUUUUUUACACCACGUGAUUAAAAUUCAGUCAAGUUUUAAUCACGUGGUGUAAAAAACUUGUCCUCGUGGUACAAAAUUGGCAUCACGUGGUCGAUUUGAAAUGCACUUCUGGAUAAUAUAACAGAUGCUACGAAGGCCAUUAAAAAAAUUCCAACUGCCUCGGUCUACUGAGAAGAGUAGUAAUUCAGCUAAACACAAAAGGAAUGGAGAUUGCAUUACUGAAAGUAUUUGCUGUCUUUGAUCAUUAUUUAACGUAGUAUAUUGACUAUUCAUGUAACCUAGGUAACUGACCUUAAUGUUGUGCUGCUGAGUGAUUAGAUGGUUUUUUCAUAGCCUUCAAAAUAUUUGUGCGUUGUGACAAAUGAUAGGUGAUAGAGAGACAUUCCUUGGGAAAAGUUUUUUUUCUUCCAUUUUUGUAAUGAUUUAAUGAGUGAAUAAAAACAUCAAGUGAAAAUUC